AUGGCCCCGAAACCACCGGCCCCGUCCCUUUCGCACCUCAUCUCGUCUUACCCGAUCUUGUCCAUACUCGCGGAAUAUGUUUCAGCCCUGGACCUCCUUCACCUAGCUCAGACGAACCAUAACCACCACGUGCACAUCCUCGGCUCCCGUACCAUAUUUGAAAAGCUGAGAAGCCUCUGUCUCUGCGAUGGCCGCGGCUUGAUACAACGCCAAACAUUCAGCGGACGCUACUGUCCAAACUACUGGACUCUCUUCUGCGGCCUCUCUCCCAUGGUCGUCGGGGACGAGGAAAUCGAAGUCAAGCUGUACAACGUCAAAUGCGACGAAGCUGGAGCUCUACCCUGCCGGAGAUGCGGAAUCAACAUUUGUGAAGAGUGCAGAUACUACGAUCGGCUUCUGUCCGUGGAGGAAAGCUAUGUCGAGCCGCGCUACAACUGGCGCCCUCUCAACAUCAUGUGUCUUUGCCGCGAUUGCGACUCCGAGCUUGAAGGCGAUAUUCAGGGCAAACAGCUCAGCGACACAUGCGAUUGUAACCUAUGCCUGAGAUGGCUUUGUACCAAGUGUGAAGACGACCAGAGAGAAGAGACCACGGCGUAUCACGACACGCGAACGAAAGAAGCGUCGGGCCAAAAUAACGUGCUUAACGCCCAUGAAGAAUGGGGUCCAGACGAAACCUCCGAAACCAAACAAAUUGAAAUCUAUGGCAAAUGGCGUAGUUUCUAUUGCCCUUGUGGUGCCAGCGUUGCUCAAGAGACCGUCCCCCGAUGCACAUGGUGCAAGCAUCGAGUUAAAGGCCAGGACGAAUGGUUGAACGAAAGAAACCAGCUUGCCCGACUUGAUAAGCCGGGAGGUUCUUUCUAUGUAUGCUCAAGUCCGAAAUUUGAGGCUUGA
Molecule: messenger RNA, 891 nt
Organism: Colletotrichum phormii
Lineage: Eukaryota; Fungi; Ascomycota; Sordariomycetes; Glomerellales; Glomerellaceae
Exons: 2
Coding region: 1-891 (296 amino acids)
Source: RefSeq, a predicted model, not a curated record